AUGGCUUUAAUUUAUUUGGAUGACAAUGAUCCUUGGAUCACGCAGCAUGAUGAAUGCGCAAAACUUCUUGAUGAAAUUAUGGAGCAGCUCAAUCAGCGACAGAGCAAACCAAAAGCUUCAUUGGCAUUCGCUAGUUUAUCUGCGAAUAUUAGGUUCCAAAUGAAUCAGUAUUCGGAUCAUAUUUCUCAAUUGAAGAAAAAAGUUUCUGAAGCUUUAAAACUUCGGGUUAUAACUGUUGAUGAAGCAGAAAGACGUACCCGCCAGAUAGAACAGCUCCAAAGUAACUACGUCAAAAUAAAGCGUCUGUAUGACGUGAAAAUGAACCCAGCUGCUUCUGAAAGGCCUAGUUUGUUUGGGAAUUCAAGCUCUGCGUUUGCAGAAGGUGGAACCGUCGGUUGGGACGACCAGAAUGACCAAGAUCAGAAUAGCAAGAGCGGGGCCUUGAUGAGCUGUACAAAGUGAUAACAAGACAAAAAACAAUAGCCCAGACGAUACACACUGAAGUAGACCAUCAGAAUGAAAUAAUCGAUGAUCUAGCCGAGCAUAUGGAGCAAACCGACGAAAGAUUGAUAGACGGAACAAGACAAAUUCGCUUUAUAGAGAGAAAAGAUCGUACUUGUGGGUACUGGGUUGUAAUAAUUUUAUUGUUCAUCAGCAUAAUAUGCGUUGCUGUUGUAUAA
Cotesia congregata is the source of this 680-nucleotide messenger RNA. The record is from the annotation of a GenBank genome assembly. NCBI's taxonomy places the organism in Eukaryota, Metazoa, Arthropoda, Insecta, Hymenoptera, Braconidae.